GAGGGAUAAAACCCACGUUCAGGAUUAGACAGUGUUCAUAGAGAGCGUGUGUGUGUGUGUGAUCGGCUGCAAACAACAGUUUUCUCCUUCAACGCAAACAGUUUCUUCAAUGGCUAAAUACAAGCCCUGGCUGGUGUGCUGCUUCAUCUUUGCUGGUUUGAUCAGCGCGGUUGCUCUGGUCUGUCUGUGCAUCGUGUCGAUAGUGGACCGAGGUUGUGUCGGCGGCAGCUUCACGCAGGCGGCCGUGUCUGCGGACUCUCUGCGGUGCUCCGAGAUUGGCAGGAGCAUGCUCAAGCAGGGGGGGUCGGCAGUAGAUGGCGCCAUUGCAGCUCUUCUGUGCACAUCUGUGGUCAAUCCUCAGAGCAUGGGGAUUGGAGGAGGAUCUAUAUUCACCAUAAGAAAUAAAAAAGGCGAUGUUAAAGUCUACAACUUCAGGGAGACUGUCCCACCGUCUUUUAAAAGAGACCUGUUGAGUGACUGUCCCACCGAAUUCGGACUGACCACAGGCAGCCAGUGGAUCGGCGUUCCCGGAGAGCUGCGUGGCUACGAGGCCGUUCACAAACAGUACGGGAAGCUGCGUUGGGCCAAGCUGUUUGAGCCAACAAUUAAACUGGCCAGGGAGGGCAUCCCUCUACCGCCGUUUCUGGGAAACCUUCUGAAGAACCAAAUCGUGAAAGCCCACGUGGAGAAAUCAUCUCUUUGUGAAGUUCUGUGCAACAAAAACAAAACGGUUCUGAGCACAGGAGACAUUCUUAGGUUUCCUAAACUUGCUAAAACCAUGGAAACAAUUGCAGAGCAAGGGGCAGAUGCCUUCUACACGGGCGAGAUAGGACAUGACCUAAUCCAAGACAUAGAAGCUGCAGGUGGGACUUUAAAAAGGGAGGAUCUGAAGUCCUUCCAUGUGCGUGUGGAGGACGCAUGGACAGUUCCACUGGGAGACGUUAAGAUGCACGUCCCUCCACCACCUGCUGGGGGCCCCCUGCUUGCCUUCAUUCUCAGACUUAUGAAAGGCUUCCCCUUGUCUCCACACUCCCUGGAUGGUGACCAGAAGAUCCAGACAUACCAUCGUUAUAUCGAGGCAGCUAAAUUUACUAAUGGACAAAAGAGGAGCAUUAAUGAUCCAGUCUUUAAUGGCAGAAAGAGUGCAGAUCAUUUGAUUGAUCACUCCUUCGUUAAUCGCAUCAGGGAUAUGAUCUCUCCCAACCGCACCCAUAACAACGCUUACUACAACAACGCCAAGCCCUCCCGUGACCACGUUGGGACGACACAUGUGUCCGUCCUGGACAAAGAUGGACUGGCCGUCUCUGCAACGAGCACCAUAAACCAGUUAUUUGGGGGAGCCGUUUACUCUCCACGAACCGGCAUCAUCCUCAACAACGAGCUGACGGACUUCUGUGGGAGAGCCGACAAUGUGUUUGCAGGUGAGCAGCCUCCUUCCUCAAUGGCUCCAGUAAUACUGGAGACAAAGUCUGGAGGGCUCCUUGUGAUUGGCGGAUCGGGAGGAAGCAUGAUUACCUCAGCAGUGGCCUUGUCUAUAAUAAAUCGCCUGUGGCUGGGGAUGAAUCUGAAAGACGCCAUUGCUGCGCGUAUAGUGUUUGUGGAUUCCAACAACACCGUGAAUUUUGAGCCUGGUUUUGAUAAGUCUGUGAAAGAUGGCCUCGGAGCACUUGGACACAAGUCUGGGAAGUGGAAAUACUUCAUGAAUGUAGUCAAUGCUGUGGAAAAGGAGAAUGGAUGCAUUGUGGCCGUAUCGGACAGCAGGAAGAUGGGGGAGUCAGCCGGAUACUGACCACACACACACCAUGAGGGAAAACAAAUCUGCCCUUAGAGAAUGAACCUUUAGCCUUAAGAAGAGUGAAUGUGCCAACAAGAAAAUGUGAGAAAUGUGUUGCUCAGGCUCUUUUUUGGUGAGCCACACAAUCAAUCAAGAAACUACCAGCCUUAUUAGGGUUGGUACCAGAUUGUAAUAACUUGGGCCUUAUUUUUAUUAUCGUUUAAGCAACAUUGUAUUCACCAUAGUAAAUGCAGAGAUCUUAGAAGUUAGCAACAUUGCUCAAAAGAAGUCAAAUGGGGCAAGAAAAACAAAUCAGAUUAUCUAAACCAAUUUCUUUGACGGUAAACUCAAAGUAAAUUUUUUUUUUUUUAAUGUCCAGGGUUUCCACUGCUGAGUGCACGAGAGAUGCCAGUAAUAAUCCCUAUUUGGACAAGUCAACUGUGUGCAUGCACAACUACGGCAAGCACAUUAAGUCAUAGUUGAACCACGAUGUCGGUCUGUUAGGGACAGUCUUCUUUUUUAAUGUUUUGAACAGUAGUUUGCCAAAAUAAUCUUAACGCAAUGUCCACUUGCUAAUCUUUUCUGGAGCUUUCAACAGCAUGUCUCGGUCUCCACCACCAAAUGGAGUUUGCAAGUUGUCAUGACAAUUGAAAUCUCCGGAAAAGCUAAUAAUUGGACCAUUAACAAAAUUUGUGUAACACGUAACGUAACCAUCACCCCCAAAAUUUUGAAUAACUGUGGGGACUGUUUAAAAGUCCUUCUUCUCAGGUUUCUUGCCCCACCAUUAUUCUUUUGAGCUAUGUUGCCAGAUCUAAUCCAUUAACUUGGUGACUGUGACAGAAAUGAUCAAUCAAAACUAAAUAAGACCCAAAUUGUAAGAGCACAGACUUCUUUUGAGCUAAUUAGAUCACUCCUUACUGAAAUGCAUUUUCAACCCAGCCAGUCAUCACACACACACACACACACACCCUGAUGUCAUUCCAGUAAAUGCUGUAGACUUACUCACAGUAAGCGCAACAUGAGGCCGCUACUCUUGCUGCUGAGAUCUGCUUUUAUUUGCUGCAGGACUGAACACUCCUGAACCAAAGUGUUUGCAGCAGCGAGCCAUAAAGGCAAAUCUACUGUAGUCCAACAAAACAAAACCAACCGCUGUUUCACAACAAGUCAAAUAUCAAUGACUAUUUCAUUUUCUUUUCUUUGUAAUUCUGUGUAAGAACUGUUUAUUGUAGAUGAGCCAUGAAACCCUUUUUAAAGUGACAUCCUGCCAAAAAGGGAACUUUUACUGUGACCUUAAAUAUUUUCCUGUAUGUGAAAUGACUUUAUUCCUGUCCCUAGCAUGUUGUGAUGUUUGUUUAAAGAUUAAGGAAAUGCUGUAGAAAUCCAUCUUUAAAAAAAUAAGUUGAUUAAUACUGAACAAAGUUAUCAAAAAAAAAACAUUAGCCUAUUUUAACACCACCAACGUUUUUUUUGUAUUUUCUCUGUAUUUUUCAAGUUUAAAUGCUUUGUAAAUUGAUUACAAACUAUUAACUGUGAAUAUCCGUCUUGUAACAAUAAAAGAUAAAUU
Molecule: messenger RNA, 3338 nt
Organism: Anoplopoma fimbria (sablefish)
Lineage: Eukaryota; Metazoa; Chordata; Actinopteri; Perciformes; Anoplopomatidae
Gene: ggt5b
Product: gamma-glutamyltransferase 5b
Exons: 12
Coding region: 110-1789 (559 amino acids)
Biological process (GO): inflammatory response; glutathione catabolic process; leukotriene D4 biosynthetic process
Cellular component (GO): plasma membrane
Molecular function (GO): leukotriene-C(4) hydrolase activity; glutathione gamma-glutamate hydrolase
Source: RefSeq, a predicted model, not a curated record